This is a messenger RNA of Styela clava, 2618 nucleotides long. The record is from RefSeq and is a predicted model, not a curated record. Lineage: Eukaryota; Metazoa; Chordata; Ascidiacea; Stolidobranchia; Styelidae.
AUGUGGAAGCACGUUUUGCAGAUCAGCAGUGGAAUAGACGACGUAGGUGGAUUGAGAUGGGAAUUGGCAGGUGUUCUAUUUAUUGCCUGGUUUGUGUGUUAUUUAGCUGUUUUCAAAGGGACGAAGUCGACAGGCAAGGCAAUGUAUUUUACUGCAACUUUUCCGUAUAUCAUGCUCCUGAUUCUACUAAUCAGAGGUGUUACUCUGCCUGGAGCUGCAAAGGGAAUACAAUUCUAUCUCCAGCCCAAUAUGACAAAACUUGCUGAACCUCAGGUCUGGAUUGAUGCUGGCACCCAAGUUUUCUUCUCAUAUUCUCUAUGUAUUGGUGUGUUGUUAUCACUGGGAAGUUUCAACUCAUAUGGGAACAAUUGCCUGAGGGAUACACUCAUUAUAUCAGUAGUGAACAGUGGAACAAGCAUUUUGGCUGGAUUCGCAAUUUUUGCAGCACUCGGAUUUAUGGCUGAUGAGAUGGGAGUAGAAGUAGCGGAUGUAGCCGAAUCUGGUCCCGGAUUGGCGUUUAUUGCGUAUCCUAAAGAAGUAACGAUGUUGCCAGUUUCACAACUAUGGUCUAGCCUUUUCUUCAUCAUGAUAUUCUUACUUGGGAUAAGCACUCUGGUCACAGAUACAUUGGCAUUGGUUACUUCAAUCGGUGAUAUGUAUCCCAAGUUAUUCAGAGGUGGGAAAUACAGGAAGGAAAUUUUCAUGGGAUUGUGUUGUUUUAUGUGCUAUCUGGUUGGGCUCAGUAUGGUAACAAGGGGUGGAAUGUACGUUCUGCAAUUGUUUGACUUCUACGGUGCCAGCGGAUUCGCAUUACUUUGGACCGCGGCGUGGCAAUGUAUCGCUGUGGGAUGGUUUUAUGGAGGAGAAAAAUUUUAUAUAGCCAUUGAAGACAUGAUCGGAUAUAGGCCAUCGCCUUUCUUUAGAAUAUGCUGGAAAUAUUGCUCACCCACUCUGUGUUUUGCCAUCUUGAUUUUUUCCAUUGUUCGAUAUGAGCCAUUGAAAUAUAACAACGUCUACGAAUAUCCACCUGUUGGACAAGCUGUGGGAUGGAUAUUGGCAUUUUCGUCAAUUCUCUGCAUACCAUUAAAAGCUAUCUGGGUUCUGUUCAAAGCCAAGGGGAGCAAUCUAAAAGAGAAAUUCCAAAAUUCGUUGAAGUGCAAAAUACAAACUCCAGGUGCUGUUUUUGAGAACAUCGGCGAGGAUGGUAUCGAUAAAAACGAUGAUGAGAGUGAUGUAACGCCGCCACCUCCUUAUCCCGGAAGUGCAGAAAAAACAAGGGAGUACAAACUUGUCCCAGAUAAAGAGACUUCCAUGUAGUAUAGCACGCAAAGGUCGAACAAUUGGAAAAAAUAUCAACUGGCCGAGGAACAAGAGAAUCAGUGAAUUUAAUGUUAAAUUACGCUUAAGUAUUAUUGCUUUUCAGACCACACGUGUUUGAUUCAACCAAAAAUUUGUGAGAAGUGAAUUUGGAAUUAUUAUGAAUUUUCCAUUUUUUGAUUAGGUUUUGCAUAAGGCAUAUUCAUGAAUUCCAUCCUAAUUACAAUCAUACUUUAUACUUUUGAGCAGUGCCGUGGGUCGGGGAAAAUUCACUAUCGGCUCCCGACUCUAAGUUGAGUACAAAUGGCCCCGACUUCGACUCACGAAUUGAGAGAAAUCAAUUCCAAUCAUGGUCAAACUUCAAAAAAUCAAAUUUUUAAACAAACCUUUUGCUUUCUCUGAUAGACUGUUAAGAUCGAUCAGUAAUCUCAAUGAUUUUGAGCUUGUUUGAGAAAUUCUGAUUUCUUUUAUCAACAUCGAAAGUCUGAAAUCCCGACUCCGACGCAAUCCGAAAUUCGACUCCGGAAAAUUGAAACUCGACUCCGGCUCUGACUCCAGUGAAAACAUGCGAAACUCCGACACCACAGCCUCGCUUGUUAAUACCAUAUUAACUAAAUAACCAGACCUUCGCUUGAUUCUGUAAAUAUUCUAUUCUUUAUUCUGCAUACAAUCUUUGACAGCUUCCUGCAAUAGCUCUUCCAUAUCGUGCCAAAUGAAUUAACUGUAUUUCAGUUUCAUAUAAUUGUCCAUUAUUGAUUAGCAUAGUCAUUCAAUGUUCAAUCAUACCAAACGUCCUACAUCGAUAAAUUUCUUGUAAGCGCAAAAGUUCUAAUGAAACACUCAGAUACAGAAAUUUACUAACGAGUGUAUAUAUAUGUAAACAACUUGUUCUGUAUUAUUCUUUUUAUUGACAUCAAACCACUCUUCCAGCUCUUUAAGUUAAAAUCCGCACACAUCCGCAAAUUCUUUGCAAAAUAUUUCAACACUGUUAAUUUUGUUUCGAGUCCAAAUCGAGUUUAUAAACUUUUCCUAAAAUGUGUUGACUCAAUGCGUUUUAUUAUAAUUUUCCAGUUGAACUAUGUUGUUUUUUGUUCAUUCCGAAUUUUAAAUUUGUUUUGUUUGUUUGUUUUUGCUUUAUUUAUAUGGGUGUGUAGCAAGUAGGAAGCUUUUGAAAAAGCGAGCGCCCUAACAUUCUUUGUAGUUGGUUUAAUUUAUGCUCAUUACGUUAAAUAAGCCGUUCAGUUUAGCAAGUUUUAGAAUUCGUUUUUUUGUAAAUUAAAAGAAUCAAAAUGUACAGUGUA